Molecule: messenger RNA, 1497 nt
Organism: Triticum aestivum (bread wheat)
Lineage: Eukaryota; Viridiplantae; Streptophyta; Magnoliopsida; Poales; Poaceae
Product: obtusifoliol 14-alpha demethylase-like
Exons: 2
Coding region: 1-1497 (498 amino acids)
Molecular function (GO): heme binding; monooxygenase activity; oxidoreductase activity, acting on paired donors, with incorporation or reduction of molecular oxygen
Source: RefSeq, a predicted model, not a curated record
AUGGACUUCACAAGUCUCACCAUGUUGUGGUGGGCCAUAGCUCUUCUUUUCAUCACCGUAUUAGCCACCAAGAUCUCAAGAGCAAGUAUCACCAACAUUGAUCCACAAUGUACAACAGGUCAACGUCCACCGGUAGUCCAUGAAGCUGCUCUCUUAAAACUAGUGCCUACCCUGUUGAAGAAGGGCCUACCGGCAAUGAUCAAUGAUCUAUAUGUCAAGUAUGGAAGUGUCUUCACAGUAAGUUGCUUGGGAGUGACCAAGGUGACACUCUUGAUCGGGCCAGAGGUGAUGGCUCAUUUCUUCCAAGGUUUGGAGUCGGAGAUCAGCCAUGGUAACCUUUUUGAGUUCACUGUGCCCAUGUUUGGCGAGGCGGUUGGUUAUGGAAGAGAUACCGCUACCCGAACAGAACAGAUGAGCUUCCACAUCGAAGCACUGAGGCCUUCAAGGUUGAGGAGCCACGUAUAUCCCAUGCUUCAAGAAGUGGAGGGUUACUUUGCAAAAUGGGGAGAGGAAGGCAUAGUUGAUAUAAAGCUUGAGUUCGAGAAGUUACUGAUGUUGAUCUCAAGCCGAUGUUUGCUCGGUAAAGAGGUUCGAGAGAACAUGUUCGAUGAGGUAUUCAGGCUUUUUCACGAGAUUGAAGACAACGGUGUAACAUUGAUCAGUUUCUUGUUCCCAUAUCUUCCAACUUCAGCAAACCGGCAGCGUGAUAGAGCGCGCAUCAGGCUAACACAAAUCCUCUCCGAUGUCGUUGAGUGCCGUAAGAGCUCCGGCACAGUUGAGGAGGACACACUGCAGAAACUAAUUGACUCCAAGUACAAAGAUGGUCGCCCUACAACAGUAGCUGAGGUAGUCGGGCUGAUCAUUGGCUUACUGUUUGCUGGAAAACACACCAGCUCUCACACUAGUACUUGGACUGCAGCUUGUCUACUUAGCCAUCCAACCUUCUUGAGAGCUGCCAUUGAGGAGCAACAACAAAUCAAUAACAAAUACAAGGACAAGGGGCUAGACUACAAUGCAUUUAUAGAGAUGGAUACAUUGCAUUGUUGCAUCAAGGAGGCUCUAAGGAAGCAUCCUCCAACACCAAUGUUGGUUCGCAUGGCACAUAGGCGCUUCACGGUGAAGACAAUCGAGGGCAAACAAUAUGACAUUCCACAAGACCACAUUGUAGCAAGUCCUACUAUAGUCAACAAUAACAUCCCUUAUAUCUAUAAGGAUCCUGAGGUAUAUGACCCGUGCCGGUUUGGCCCUGAAAGAAGAGAGGACAAAAUAGGCGGCAAGUUCUCGUACACCUCAUUUAGCGGUGGACGACAUGUUUGCACUGGGGAGGCCUAUGCUUACAUGCAACUUAAAGUGAUAUGGAGCCAUUUGUUGAGGAACUUUGAGCUGGAACUGAUCUCUCCUUUCCCAAAGACAGACUGGAGCAAGUUCUUGCCAGAGCCACAAGGAAAACUUCUCGUUAGAUAUAAGAGAAAUGGCGUUGUGCAUCCACUUAAUUAG